Messenger RNA from Papaver somniferum (opium poppy), 1703 nucleotides. Its product is annotated as 7-deoxyloganetin glucosyltransferase-like. NCBI's taxonomy places the organism in Eukaryota, Viridiplantae, Streptophyta, Magnoliopsida, Ranunculales, Papaveraceae. Gene Ontology annotation, molecular function: UDP-glycosyltransferase activity. The record is from RefSeq and is a predicted model, not a curated record. The coding region runs from base 150 to 1598 and encodes 482 amino acids. The transcript is spliced from 2 exons.
UGUUCUUGCAGCUCACGUAUUUUGUUCUAUAUGAAGAAGGUAAAGAUGCCAUAAAAUCAGAGGCAGUUAUACAAGCUUCCAUAGUUUACAAUAGAAUACAAACAACAGUAACCUGUUUAGAUAGAUAGAACCAAAGUGAGUGAGGAAAUAUGGAGAAUGUUCAUGUGAUUUGCAUCCCAUACCCGGUUCAGAGUCACAUUAGUGCCAUGAUGAAGCUAGCAAAGAUUCUUCAUUCUAGAGGUAUUCAUAUAACCUUUGUGAACACAGAAUUCAAUCACCAACGUUUACUCAAUUCAAGGGGGCCAGAUUCACUCAAAGGCUUACCUGAUUUCCGUUUCGAAACAAUCCCUGACGGUCUUCCACCACCAACAGAUCCAAAUGCCACCCAAGAUGUACUAGCCCUAGGCCUCUCUAUAGAAGAGAACUGCUUAGAACCUUUCCGAAACAUUAUCUAUAAGCUCAACACAACUAAGCACACAGAUGUUCCACCUGUGAGCUGCAUAAUUUCUGAUAGUUUUAUGUGCUUUACAUUACAAGCAGCUAAAGAGUUCGGCAUCCCUGAAAUGUUAUAUUGUCCAAUUAGCUUCUGUGCUUACGCAUGUUUUCUGCACUUUCCUCAGCUCAUCCAAAGAGGUCUAGUUCCACUUAAAGAUGAGAGUUACCUGACAAAUGGGUAUCUAGACAAACCAAUUGACUGGAUUCCCGGCAUGAAAGAUAUCAGAUUCAGAGAUUUGCCAAAUUUUGUACGAACCACAGAUCCCAAUGAUGCCAUUCUCCAUGCUUCAAUGCGAGAAACGGAAAAAACUUAUAAUGCCACAGCUCUGAUUUUCAAUACCUUUGAUGCUCUGGAGAUGGAGGUUUUGGAUGCAUUCAAGUCUCAACUGCCACUUCCACCUAUUUACACAGUUGGUCCUCUCCAAUUACACCUUAACCAGAUUCCACAAAAUGAGACAUGCUCUAUCGGAUCAAAUCUAUGGAAAGAAGAUGCCCAGUGUCUGAAUUGGCUUGAUUCCAAAGAACCCAACUCGGUCAUAUAUGUCAAUUUCGGCAGCAUCACUGUUUUGACUACUCAACAACUCCUUGAAUUUGCAUGGGGACUGGCAAACAGCAAGCAUAACUUCUUAUGGAUUAUAAGGCCUGAUCUGGUAGUCAGUGAGUCGGUGGUGCUGGCACCUGAGUUCACAAAUGAAAUCAAGGGAAGAGGACUGCUAGCAAGUUGGUGCCCACAAGAAGCUGUCCUGAAUCACCCAUCAAUAGCUGGAUUCUUAACACAUUGUGGUUGGAACUCGACGCUAGAAAGCUUAUGCAGUGGAGUUCCAGUUAUAUGUUGGCCAUUUUUCGGAGACCAACAAACAAUCUGCAGGUACAUAUGUAACGAAUGGGGAGUUGGUAUGGAGAUCGAUAACAAUGUGAAGAGAGAUGAAGUUGAGAGCUUGGUGCGAGAAUUAAUGGAAGGAGAGAAAGGUAAGAACAUGACAAAUAAAGCCAUGGAGUGGAAGAAGAAAGCAGAAGAAGCAACUUCAGCUGGUGGUUCCUCUUAUGCUAAUAUGGACAAGAUCGUAAACGAAAUACUUGUUAGGAAAAUCAAAGACCAAUGAAACAAAGAUAUGUAUAAGUAUUAUGAAUUACAAUUCUCUAUUAUGUUACGAUUAUCAGGAAAGAUUGAAGAUCUAAUAAAUAUGAAUUACCUUUAUAUAUUACAA